AAAGUAUCUGUCUACGCGGCGGCCCGGAAUGGAAGAUUUUGAGAAGGCCAUCCUUGUUGUGUUUGACCAAGGUCAGUCGGUCUCCCCGGAUGUUCGCGCUCAGGCCAACACCUUCUGCGACGCUAUUAAGAGUCGGCCCGAUGGCUGGCGAGUCUGCUGGGACCAGUUCCUGCAUAGCAACUGCUUGCAGGUCAAGUUCUGGUGCUUGCAGACGGUGCCGCAGGCGAUACCCGCGCUCGCCCCGGGGGCCAGGUCGGAGCUCCGCGGCCAGGUGCUGGCCUGGCUCAGAGACGUCGCGCCCUCGCGGCAGGAGGAGGUGGUCAUCAGGAACAAGAUAGCUCUGGUGUAUGUCUGGCUGCUGCGGACGGACUACCCGGCCGGCUGGCCGACCGGCUGGAAGGACCUAGUAAGCCUCCUCGACAAGGGCCCUGCCCUGGUGGACAUGUUCCUCCGCAUCCUGGCAGUUUUCGACCAGGAGGCCUCGCGGGGAUGGGGUAGAGGACAGGCAGCUCAGCCAGACCAUCAAGCACGCCAUGAGGGAGCAGGACGUUCUGCACCUUGCGGAGUGCUGGUACAUGAUCCUGGGGACCUACAGGCAGCCGAUGCCCCAGCUGGUCAUCGACUGCCUGAAGG
Prorocentrum cordatum is the source of this 633-nucleotide messenger RNA. The record is from the annotation of a GenBank genome assembly. Lineage: Eukaryota; Dinophyceae; Prorocentrales; Prorocentraceae.